AUGCAAAUUCUAGUCAAAACCUUAACAGGUAAAAAACAAAAUUUUAAUUUUGAGCCUGAAAAUACAGUUUUACAGGUCAAACAAGCACUCCAGGAAAAAGAAGGAAUUGAUGUAAAGCAGAUUCGCCUGAUUUAUUCUGGAAAACAAAUGUCCGAUGACUUGAGGCUUUUGGACUAUAAAGUAACAGCUGGGUGUACAAUACAUAUGGUCCUACAGCUUAGAGGUGGAUUAUGA
This is a messenger RNA of Cryptosporidium ubiquitum, 234 nucleotides long. RefSeq names its product ubiquitin-like protein. Lineage: Eukaryota; Apicomplexa; Conoidasida; Eucoccidiorida; Cryptosporidiidae. The transcript is spliced from 2 exons. Gene Ontology annotation, cellular component: nucleus; cytoplasm. Gene Ontology annotation, biological process: protein ubiquitination; modification-dependent protein catabolic process. Bases 1 to 234 code for a protein of 77 amino acids. The record is from RefSeq and is a predicted model, not a curated record. Gene Ontology annotation, molecular function: protein tag activity; ubiquitin protein ligase binding.